GGUGACGUAGCACGCAGCUGCCGUGUUUGGUUGUGGUCGGAGCAAGAAAGCUAGGUAGGGAUCAAGGAAAUCUGAAGCAUCGCAGAUAAACACCCUAAAGAGGUGUGAACCCAGCGAGCACUCAGCUGCCACAAUACCAAGAGGACAGUGAAAAGGCCCGAUUGAGUCUUUCAUACAGCGAGGGUCAACAUGUCUGAGACAUACGACUUCCUGUUUAAGUUUCUGGUGAUUGGCAGUGCCGGCACGGGGAAAUCCUGUCUCCUCCACCAAUUUAUUGAGAACAAGUUUAAACAGGACUCCAACCACACCAUCGGCGUGGAGUUCGGUUCCCGUGUGGUUAAUGUUGGUGGAAAGACGGUCAAACUGCAGAUCUGGGACACUGCAGGACAAGAGAGAUUCCGAUCUGUUACACGCAGCUACUACAGAGGAGCAGCUGGAGCACUCCUCGUCUAUGAUAUUACCAGUCGGGAAACGUAUAACGCCCUGACCAACUGGCUGACAGAUGCACGGACUCUGGCGAGCCCCAACAUCGUUAUUAUCCUGUGCGGCAACAAGAAAGACCUGGAUGCAGACAGAGAGGUGACCUUCCUGGAGGCCUCGCGCUUUGCUCAGGAGAACGAGCUGAUGUUCCUGGAGACCAGCGCUCUGACAGGGGAGAAUGUCGAGGAGGGUUUCCUGAAGUGCGCUCGCACCAUCCUCAACAAGAUAGACUCAGGUGAGCUGGACCCAGAGAGGAUGGGUUCAGGUAUUCAGUAUGGAGACGCUUCAUUGAGGCAGCUGCGACAGCCGAGAGGCACCACCACACAGAAUAAACAGCAGUGUAAUUGCUAGGGAUGGGGGGCCCCAUCCCUCACCUCCGACCACAGGCCCACACGGACAGGACGACCCCUACAGCUCCAGGUGUUUUUUGGUGUGUGGGACCCUUCUCUCUGCAGUCUCACACACCUUGGAUCACCUGGACAAGUGGUCAUGGAGAUCACUGCAACUGCUUUGCCCCUGUGUCUGGGCAGGGAAACCCCUCAGUGUGAACGCACUCGGAUCGUAAAGAAGAGGGAUCCUCUUCUUGACAAAUUGGUUUCUCUUUUACUCGCCAGACAAGGACUAAUCAGUGGUUGUGUGUAUGGGCUGCCCUACUGUUGUUUUAUCUCUAUGCUUAUUCAUUCUGGUUUUAAUAACAAGUACUUGCUUUCUAUGUUUGCACAUCAUCGUUUAUAAAUUAUUAUUGGUUAGCUGUUUUUUUCACAUAUUCAUCAUUCAGCCUAUCCGGACAGGAUUUAGGAUUAGUUUGUUCAGCGCUUUUGCGUUUUAACGUUGAUAAAAGCACCUGUUUGGCAUUUUGCUUUUUUUUAUCCAUUAUUCGAGUUAAGUGUAUGUUCCAUAAAUUCAGCUUGUCACUGGUAGUGAUAAACAGUCUAAACAUCUCCUCCUAUUGGUCAUAUAAAGGAAACUAAACUAGAAUUGCCGUAGAUGGAAUGUAAAUGGGAAACCAGAUACAACGCAAGUUUCCGCAGCUGUUCUGCAACUUUUCCCCAAUCCAAGUGGAAGCAGCUAAUCAACGCGGUACAGUGUAGUUAAGAUUUUUAAAGUCCUACAGGCCCGAAUGUUAGAGCCAAAUUUCUUUUUUCAUGCUAAAAUGUGUGCUACAUUGAGUCAACAUUUUUGGUUUGCAUUAAAAUGCAAUAUUAUGUCAUGAGUGUUGGCCUUAGUAGUGUACUUAAUAUUGUGGAUCUACAGCAUAUUAUUUCUAGUCACCUUGUCUCUAAACUGUAAAAGGGAGCAGUCCAUUAACUCCACUCAACAUGCACAUGGUCGAGCCUGUGGGUCAGGUUUAAAGCACAAAAAGAAGAGAUACUGCUCUUUAUUUUACUCCAAAGUUCCCAAAGUCUGUAGAUUUGCAUUAUCAGAUGUAGCUCCAGUGUCUCCGGUCCUAACACAAAGUAAAGUUUAAAAAAGGGUCAUCAAUCAAUCAAAGCUAACAAUGUCUUCGACCCCUCCCGUUUGGCUUUUUCUUUGUUUUUUCUUUGACCUCCCUUUAAUUUAUUCUGCACAUAAGGGACGUCACAGGAAACCACAGUUGGUUUUGCCUCAGUGCCAUGUUUGGGAAACUUUCUUACUGCCCACUCAAUUCCCUCAUACAGCCUCAACACUGUUUGUACGCCUUGAUAAAAGUCAGGUUUCUGUUUUGUUUUUUUGUUUUUUUUUAAAUAUAGUUCACAAGUCUUCACCCCCUACAUCAGGCGCAGAAGCAUCUCUGCUCUGCUGCAGAACGUCAGAGUUUUUCUGAGCUGACCCAGAUGUUUUCUCCUCAGAGCAGACCUUGUGUUGCCCCAGAGAGAAACGGGGAAUUUCCACUGAAACAUGGUUUCCUCUUUCUGUGAAACACUGACAGCGUGGUUUGUGGUGCUGCGGGAGGAGAAUGAGGUUGUGAGUUAAUAAGUGAAAAACAUCCCAAACUCUCCUGCCCUACUGUUGAGUCAAAGGCACUGCUUCUGUCUGAACCACUGAGAGCAGGUCAUAGUGACCCAGAAGAAAGGAGACCAAAACAAAACUGCCUGCAAAGCCUAAUUCUCCUGUCUUCUCCUCAAGUGUUAGCAUAUGUCCUCCCACACAAACCAUAUGCGUUUUCAGCUCAAGUGAGCAAGCACACAUGAGAUAAUAUGAUAUCAAGACAGAUGGCCCAAAAAAACCAAAAAAACAAAAGUCGUUUUCAUAAAAUAUUGGCAUUGUGUGACAGUUUGUCUCCUUCUGCAAGUGCACUUUUACUUUGGAAUUUUCAUUGUUUGUUUUUGUUUAUAUGCUGCAACUAUAGAACUGUACAUUUAUUUUACUUGAACAGUAUGCUGUAAUAAAGGUUUUAAUUGUA
Molecule: messenger RNA, 2863 nt
Organism: Scatophagus argus
Lineage: Eukaryota; Metazoa; Chordata; Actinopteri; Scatophagidae
Gene: rab4b
Product: RAB4B, member RAS oncogene family
Exons: 8
Coding region: 190-831 (213 amino acids)
Biological process (GO): Rab protein signal transduction; regulation of endocytosis
Cellular component (GO): endosome
Molecular function (GO): GTPase activity; GTP binding
Source: RefSeq, a predicted model, not a curated record